Helianthus annuus (common sunflower) is the source of this 3179-nucleotide messenger RNA. RefSeq names its product katanin p80 WD40 repeat-containing subunit B1 homolog. NCBI's taxonomy places the organism in Eukaryota, Viridiplantae, Streptophyta, Magnoliopsida, Asterales, Asteraceae. Gene Ontology annotation, molecular function: microtubule binding. Gene Ontology annotation, biological process: microtubule severing; microtubule depolymerization. The transcript is spliced from 18 exons. Bases 389 to 2749 code for a protein of 786 amino acids. The record is from RefSeq and is a predicted model, not a curated record. Gene Ontology annotation, cellular component: katanin complex.
CUCUCAUUACUCUCAAGCUAACAUCAACAUUAUUAUUAGUAUUAACAUAACACUACAAGCUUGGUUGGUGGUAAAAAGGACAUCUCGAUUGUCGUAGUAAUUUUCACUUAAACACAUUUUUAAUCACCAAAUAAAAAUAAAAUCUUCUGGGUUUCAUUUCAAUUUCAAGAUCUUGAAAACCCAUCUUCUCCCCCCCUCUUUCUUUCAAUACUGGGGUCACAAGAUUCUUGAACCCUUUUGUUUGUUACCGCAAGUUUGGAUUUUUAUUCAACAGAAAGCUUUAUCUCUUGAUUUUGAACUAGGGUUUUAGAUCUUGUAAACUGGGAAGCUCAGAAUAUGGAGAUCUAGGGUUUCUGUGUUUUCAUUGGAAUCUGGGAGGAGUGUAUCAAUGGCGACCACUAAGCGCGCGUAUAAGCUACAGGAGUUUGUAGCUCAUGCUUCUACUGUGAAUUGUUUGAAGAUUGGGAGGAAAUCUUCAAGAGUUCUUGUUACUGGAGGUGAAGAUCAUAAGGUUAAUCUAUGGGCUAUUGGCAAACCAAAUGCUAUACUGAGUUUGUCGGGCCAUUCGAGUGGAAUUGAUUCGGUCAGCUUUGAUUCUUCUGAAGUACUUGUAGCAGCUGGAGCUGCAAGUGGUACAAUUAAGUUGUGGGAUUUAGAAGAAGCAAAGAUUGUUCGGACGCUUACUGGUCAUCGAUCCAAUUGUAUAUCAUUGGAUUUCCAUCCGUUUGGGGAGUUUUUUGCUUCUGGAUCUUUAGACACGAAUUUAAAAAUAUGGGAUAUAAGACGGAAAGGGUGUAUACAUACGUACAAAGGUCACACACGGGGUGUCAAUGCGAUAAGAUUUACACCCGAUGGUCGUUGGGUAGUUUCUGGCGGAGAAGACAACAGUGUAAAGCUGUGGGAUUUAACUGCGGGAAAGCUAUUACAUGAUUUCAAGUUUCAUGAAGGCCAGGUGCAAUGCAUAGAUUUUCAUCCAAACGAGUUCUUGAUGGCGACAGGUUCUGCUGAUAAAACCGUUAAGUUUUGGGAUCUCGAGACUUUAGAACUCAUAGGUUCUGCUGGUCCAGAGACUAGUGGAGUACGUUGUAUGACAUUCAAUCCUGAUGGGAGAACCCUUUUAUGUGGUUUGCAUGAGAGCCUUAAGGUGUUCUCAUGGGAACCAAUCAGAACACAUGAUGCUGUGGAUGUGGGAUGGUCAAAACUGUCGGAUCUUAACAUGCAUGAAGGGAAGCUUCUAGGUUGUUCUUACAACCAAAGCUGCGUAGGAGUUUGGGUCGUAGAUAUCUCGCGAACCGAGCCAUAUAAAGUCUCAAAGUCAAAUGGUCAUCAAGAACAAAUAUCUAACUCAAGUGGAAACCUCUCAGUUUUGACUGAAAAUACCACAAAAACUAGUAUGGGCCGGCUAUCCGUUUCACAAACUUCAGAUUCAAUUGUGAAGGAAACAAAAUCGUUAGCGAGGCUUUCAGUUAGUCAAAACUCGGAACCAACCAACAAGGAUUCCAAAACCUUUUCAUCCACAGGAAAUGCUGCUAGUAUUCCUCAAAAGAUUUAUCCAAAUGUCGUCAAUAAGAUAAGUCCAACUGCUUCAGUUUCCGCUGGCAGCGCACCGACAGCUUCAAAACGAAACGUUACAAAAAGCCAGUCAACGCAAAAUGUAUCAACUUUUAAUAGGCUAGAUGCCGCACCUGUAAUUGUGCCAAGAAACAACGUUGAUUUAAGAAGAGAGGGUAUUUCUGGAAGAGUACCACCGACAAUUAUACUGUCGAAAACAUCCGAUUCUCGCAAGUUUACAAAUGUUAAGGAUGAAGCAGAGAAACCGUUAUCGUCUGUACAAUCUGUGAGUGAUGCAAGUGACAUUGAAUCAAGUCGAGUUGCUGACAGAAAUAAUUUUACGUCAAUGAAAAGCAUGGCUUUUGAAAUUCCCGCAAAGGAGUCAAGCUUUGCUGAUGACAGGUCUCACCAGAAUGUAGUGACGGAGUCAACUCCAAGCUACCAGCCUGAAAUAUAUGAAGGACGUCUUCCACGAGCAAAUAGAGAUGCUUUCUCUAUGGAAAAACGAAGAGGAAGAACACGUACACUUGUUUCUACUUGGGACAGAAAAGAAAGGCCUCCUUAUCACGACACUCUUUCUUCUAGAAGCAUCUCUGAUAGUAGCUCUGCUGUCAAUAAGCUAUCAAAUACCGUGAAACAGGUACCUGAAUCCACUGUGAAGGAAACAGGGCCCGCAUCAGAGGAUGACAUUGCUUUGGAUAUCAUGGGACAACAUGAUCAAUUCGUAUCCUCGAUGCAGACUCGUCUGGCCAAGCUACAGAUGAUCCGUAGAUGCUGGGACAGGAAUGAUAUUAAAGGAGCAAUUAACGCAUUGUCGAGAAUGUCUGAUCAUGCUGUGACUGCAGAUAUAGUCAGCCUUUUGACCGAAAAAAUCGAUACCAUCACCUUGGAUGUUUGUUCUUCUUUACUGCCUCUCCUCAAUAGCCUCCUAGAUAGUGACAUGGAUAGGCAUCGGGGAGUAUCAAUAGAAUUACUGCUUAAACUUGUACGGGUAUUUGGUUCAGUGAUAUAUUCUUCUUUACAAGCAUCAUCCCCUGUUGGUGUUGAUAUUGAGGCGGAACAAAGGUUGGAGCGAUGCAACCUGUGCUAUCUGGAGCUUGAAAAGGUCAAACGUUCUUUGCCACUCAUAACAAGAAGGGGCGGAACGAUCGCCAAGUCAGCGCAUGAGUUGAAUCUUGCUCUUCAAGAAGUCUCAUGAGUUUGAGUGAAAGAUUGAUUUGAAACAGAAUUAGGGUUUGCUUUUUAGGAUAGGAAAUUUGGAAAGUUCAACUGCAGUGUUGGGAUGAUGAUGAUGUACAUUUGAUCAUAUGCACUUAUGCAUAAGCAAUGAUUAACUAAAAGCUAAUAUGUCCUUCAAAGACUGAUUGAGUUUUUGGAGGCGAAGAAGCCGCAUGACAUGUAUACCAGUUGAUCAACCAAUGAAAAGGGAGUGACUGACUAAUCGAGAUGUUAGUAAAUAUUUUUCGUUUAUUUGAGUGCGAAGUUGAGAUCCAUUGGUUCAUUUUCAAAAGUACCAGUUGAGGAUGAAUGUUGAGAUUGAUUACCUGAAAUGUAUUUGAAUUGUGUAACUUGAUUGUAGGCAUGGAUUCUUUAAAUUGUGAAUGCUACCCACCUUUUGGCUUGAAAAA